UGUUUCUUAUUAACUUUCGCUCUUAAAAUGAAUAUCGAAAUUACUGAUAUAAAUGAUCAAAAUGAAUUAACUUUCGCUCUUAAAAUUAAUACCGAAACUACUGAUAUAAAUGAUCAAAAUGAACAAGAUUGUGAUCCAAAACAAAAAAGAGAAGAUACAGAAACUGCUGAUGAGCGAGAAGUAUAUCUUGAAUAG
Molecule: messenger RNA, 195 nt
Organism: Dentiscutata erythropus
Lineage: Eukaryota; Fungi; Glomeromycota; Glomeromycetes; Diversisporales; Gigasporaceae
Source: the annotation of a GenBank genome assembly